Messenger RNA from Hippocampus zosterae (dwarf seahorse), 780 nucleotides. RefSeq names its product adenylate kinase 1 (gene ak1). Gene Ontology annotation, cellular component: cytoplasm; cytosol. Gene Ontology annotation, biological process: nucleoside triphosphate biosynthetic process; ATP metabolic process. NCBI's taxonomy places the organism in Eukaryota, Metazoa, Chordata, Actinopteri, Syngnathiformes, Syngnathidae. Gene Ontology annotation, molecular function: ATP binding; AMP kinase activity; nucleoside diphosphate kinase activity. The record is from RefSeq and is a predicted model, not a curated record.
GCCCUCUUACCCAGAAUGCAGUGCAGACCGUCGGCGCAGGCUCAGCUGAGCUAUAAAAAGGCGUCGUGUGGGGGAAGGAGGGCUGCCGUUCAGCGGGAACCGUGCACUCACUGGUGGGGAGAUACACAGGGUCGGCGGCCAGCCCCUUGCACCAGGAAAUCAGGAGACAGGAGACACAGGACAGACAAGCUCAAAGAUGCUAAAAUCAUCUUUGUGGUCGGCGGGCCCGGGUCCGGCAAAGGCACGCAGUGCGCAAUGAUGGUGAAAAAGUACGGCUUCACCCACUUGUCAUCCGGGGACUUGCUGCGUGCCGAGGUGGCCUCGGGCUCUGAGAGGGGCAAGCAGCUUCAAGCCAUCAUGCAGAAGGGAGAGCUUGUGCCACUGGACACAGUGCUGGACAUGAUUAAGGACGCCAUGAUCGCCAAAGCCGAUGUAUCCAAGGGCUUCCUCAUCGACGGCUACCCCCGUGAGCUGAAGCAGGGCGAGGAGUUUGAGAAGAAGAUCGGCAAACCGUGCCUGCUGCUGUAUGUUGACGCCAAGUCCGAGACCAUGGUUAAGAGACUUCUGAAGCGUGGCGAGACCAGCGGCCGCUCGGACGACAACGAGGAGACCAUCAAGAAGCGACUGGACCUCUACUACAAGGCCACCGAGCCCGUCAUCGCCUUCUACGAGAAGCGCGGCAUUGUCAAGAAGGUGGACUCGGAACUUCCGGUGGAGGAGGUCUUCAGCCAAGUCGCCAAAGCUAUUGAUGCACUGUAGUUUAAAAAAAAGAAAAAAGAA